Molecule: messenger RNA, 225 nt
Organism: Anisakis simplex (herring worm)
Lineage: Eukaryota; Metazoa; Nematoda; Chromadorea; Rhabditida; Anisakidae
Source: the annotation of a GenBank genome assembly
AUGAGCUUAUUGGGUAAGGCAAAAACUGCGGCAAUGUCACGAAUAAGCGGUGUGCGAAAGCUGCGGACCGCGUGUGGUGGGCAGAUUCCCGAGUUUGGCGUGGAAGGCCAACGUGAAUUAGCCGUUCAUAUGCAAAGGUUAGACGAAUGGGGACCGAACGUUUUUAAAAUUCAAGAGCUCAGCAAAGGACACUCGCUUACGGCAAUUACUUACACUAUAAUAAAG